Chelmon rostratus (copperband butterflyfish) is the source of this 2391-nucleotide messenger RNA. RefSeq names its product podocalyxin-like 2 (gene podxl2). The transcript is spliced from 14 exons. Lineage: Eukaryota; Metazoa; Chordata; Actinopteri; Chaetodontiformes; Chaetodontidae. The record is from RefSeq and is a predicted model, not a curated record.
CUGCCCGUCAGUACGGACACCGCAGACAGUUGGUCCGUGAGCCCGCACACAGACAGCACAGACAGCCAUGAGCACGGCGUUUUCCUGACGGCCUCCAUUCACAUCCAGAGCGCAUCUGCAGCUGAAAUCUGUGCGAUCUGUCCGUUCAGAGCGAGGAGGAGGGGAGGGAUGUUGAGCACUGCAGCAGACAUGCCGGGCCCGCUCCACAUCACUCUGAUUGCUCUUCUGGCCAGCUGUGAUGCCUUCAGACUGGGUUCCUCCCAGCGUGCCAUCCCCCUCAGUCCUCCGGUGGCCCGUCUUUUCCAGGAUGAAAGCCCAGCCCAGCCACAGUCCAUCCAGGAAUUAGUCAGAACCAAGCGCCACUCAGUCCAGGAGUUAGUGCGAGCCCAGCCUCAUUUGGUUCACGACAUGGGCUGGCCAGAGAUACACGAAACAUCCCGUUCCCAGGCCAAGAUGGACUCUGCCAACUCCUCUCAGUUAAACCCCCCAUCAUCUGCCAGUCAGGGUGUAGCCAGGGCCCACGCUGCUGUGGAUGAAAACGUAGAUGUGGAAGACGAGAUGGAGCGUAUGGUUCAUCUGGCAGUUCCCCAGGAUGCAGAAAGCUACAGGGGCCACCCAGCGUCCACUGACCCAGAGAAGGAGCUCCUCGGUGGGCCAGGAGCUGGCGAUGCCUCCCUGGAGGCCUCAGGCUUCUAUGGGACCGACAUGGAGGACAGAGACAGAGGAGAGGAGGGGGGAGAGGACCGAGAGAGACGAGGGGGAGAGGACGAAUGGGAGAGAGACGCAGGGGAGGACAAAGAGAGGACAGAGGGGGGUGGCAAGGGAGAGGAAGAAGAGAGGGGAGGAAGAAGAGGCCACAUCCUGGAGGCGUUAGAGGCCAACCACACAACCCCAGAUCUGGACUCUCUGAUUGGCUACAGUCCAUCCUUCCACCUCUCCAGCUCACAGCAGCCCGGCAUCUCCCUCCCAACCGAGGUACACGAUCCUGGGCUGCAGGAGCAUCGUGCAUCGCCGGUCCUGGAGGUGGGUCCCUUAGAGAGAGAGCUGUGGGAGGCAGAGGGGGAGGAAGAUGGUCGUUCCAGUGGCGAUGGAGUCCUUCACUCCUCCGUCACUGCAACCAGCGCUGCAUCUACUGCCGCUUCCACUUCCACUGCUGCGGGAGGAGACCCUGUGGGAACUGCCACCCCUGAGACGGACACAGGCACAGACUUUGGACUGCUGGGAAGUUACACAAAAGGUACACCGAAUGAAAAAUAAAUGGAGAGGGAGGAGGAGGAGGAGGAGGAGGAGGAGGAGGAGGAAGAAGAAACUGGUCUGGCGCGCAAAGGCGUAUUUACCCAGAAUCCCACUGUACCAGAGGUUGGCAUGGCUCCCAGCAGAGAGCCCCUGCAGCCCAGUGUGGAGGAGGAGGAGGAGCUGGAAGAGGGAGAACAUCAGUUAAAAGGUGUAAUACUGAAUGGCAGAAGUGAAGAAGUGGAGAAGGAGCAGUGGGGAAAGAUGGAGAAAGAGGAAACAAGAAUCAGACACAUCAUCCCGCUCACCACAGAGCCGCCCGUUGGCUUCACCGAGCCCUCGUGGAACUGGCUGGGAACGACGACCACGGACUUGAUCCAGGUUUGUUCAGUUGUUCAUAAAUCUAACACAGAAGUCUUCUCUCUGGACAGUGUUCUCGAUGAGAUGGAGGAGGUGCAGCAGGUCGUGUGCAUAGACUGGAGCGAGCUGGUUGGACGAGGCUACGUCGUCCUCAACUUGACGCGAAACCUGAACUGUGAGGAGUUUCGUGUAGACUGGGGCGCACUUCUGUUGAGGAUCAUAGCGCGAGAGUUUGCUCGAAGAAUGAACAGCCCCGAGGAUUCAUGGGUACUCUACCUCAGCAAGCCGACACACCAGCAACGCCAGCUGCUGAUGAAUGUGGCAUCUGACCGUGGAGUGAUCGGCACCAAGGAGGUGUUGGGCAUGCUGGGAGAGAUCAGGAAAAGUUUGAUUGCGAUGGGCAUUGAGAGCUACAGUGCGGGCAACAGCUGCCAGCUGCGGCCCAGUCAAACCCGCAGCGACUACGGCAAACUGUUCGUGGUCCUGGUGAUCAUCGGCUCCGUCUGCAUGGUCAUCAUCACAUCUGGAUUCAUAUACAUCUGCUGGCAAAGACGACUGCCUGCGACUAAGACGACGUUCCGUGCUGAGGAACUUCACUUUGUGGAGAACGGUUGCCAUGACAACCCCAUGCUGGAAGUGGCCAACGACAGCCAGCCCGAGAUGCAGGAGAAGAAGCCGAGCACCAAUGGGCUUGCAGGGGGAGGAGAUGGAGGCGGGCAGGACAGCAAUCGCUGGCAGGUGUUUGUUAAUCAAGCAGCGACUGAGGAGGAAGAAGAGGAGCAGGACACGCACCUCUGA